AUGGCUGAUAGAUUGAUUUCUAGUGUGUUGGGAAAAUAUCUUUCCGUCUUUAUUAAAAACUGGGGAAAGGAUGCCUUGUCUCUAUCGUUUAUGAAGGGAUCAGGGUCUCUGAAUAAUUUAUUCGUCAAUGAACAAGUUAUUCAAGAGGUUUUACCUAUUGAUUUUCUUCAAGUAAUGGAUGCUCACGUCAAUCAACUCUCCAUACGUUUACCAGGUCUUACACGUUUAACAAAUGAUCCUCUCAUCAUCACUCUCGAUAAGUUGGUUAUCAACUUGGAGGAACCAACAAAACCUUUUGUUAAAAAGACACCACUGAAGGAUUUUCUGGAAAAGAACAGAGGAUCUCAGGGUGAUGAAGGUUCUUCUUCAUCAAAAACAGGUACCAGCAAGUAUGGAUUUGUGGAUAGAAUUAUUGAUGGUCUCAAGAUUGUGGUAAAUAGAGUUGAAAUUAAUAUUAAAACUCUCGGGCCAAUACCUUCAACACAAAUUGGACCAUAUACACCUCAUGUAUUGCAAAUUCUAGUCAAGGGAUUUACCCUUCAAACAACAGAUUAUAGAUUUAAACCUGUACCAGAUUUAAAACAAGCCAUCCCAAAGGUUGAUAAAAAUCCUUUUGUUUGGGUGCAUCGUAUGGGUACUAUUGAAUCAAUAUCCAUCUCUCUCAUACCUAGUUCAGUCUUUUCUAGCACAGGUAUAAAGAGUACACCAUCAGCAAAUAGUUUCUUACCAAACUCAGACCCUAUCAAGCUUUUAAAUGAUAUAACUUGUAAUAUCUUUAUAACAAUGAAAAAGCGAGCAGUAACAGUGGGUAAACAAUCAUCACUACUGAGUAUCAAUGCUGAAAUUAUUCUUCCUAAAAUAGCAAUAACACUAAGACAGGACGAUAUUAAAGCACUUAUCAGAGUCUUGUUAGCUUUUAAAUCAGCAUCAGCAAGACAGGAUUUAAUUCAACCAAAAGAUCCACUAACAACAUAUGUAAAGAGAACAAAAAGAUCAGGCAGUCAAUCUAGUCUUUCAUCAAAAUCUAGCAAAACAUCAAUGACCAACACAACAACAACAGCUAGACAAUCUAAAGCAAUUUCUAAAUUCUUUGUUGAUAAUAAUGGUGAUGAGGAGGAUUCGGAUGAUGAAGCCAAACUUGAAGAGGAAUUGGCAGAAAUGGAUGGAGAUUUAAAUGAUAUGGAAAUUAUUACAGAUGAUAUGAUUAAGAAAUCCUCAACUCCACAAGACACUGUCAGAAAGUGUAUAGUUGUAAAUUUAAACGAGUUUUCAAUGACAUUUUUGUAUAGUCGUGAUGAGAAUAAUCAACCUAAACAAGUUGUUGGAAGAGAAAAUAGACGUGUACUUGGGUACUAUUUUGAAAUGUUGGGAUUCCAGUUAGGCUUGGUCAUGCCAGAGGAUACACCUGAGGAUAAGAAUAUUCAACUCGGAAUUCCUUUCAUCCAAUUUAAGGAAAUUACUACAAGUUUCAAGGGACAAGGAAAUUUAUCAGAAACAGCAGCUUCUUUCUUGGAUUUGGAACUCAUUGGAAAUCACAAUACUACAGAUAAUGAAUUGAAAGAUGAAAAUUAUAUUAUUCAACCUCAAAUAUUUAAAGAAGAGUUUGAAGAGGAUGAUUUUGUGAGUCAUCAUGCAGAAACUACAAAAAUAGUGAGUCCUACAGUUACAGGAUCACACAGUUAUACAGUCAAUUUGGACGUCUGGCCUGAAUUUUUAUCAACACACAGAUACUAUCCUGACUAUACUAAAACUGAUAGAGUAUACCGACCAAACUCUGUCAUUAAAAGAAAAUUCUUUGAGGAAGGGAAAGAAAUGGUCAGGUUAAAGUUUGUUAAGGGUGAAGGAAUGGAAUUCAUUUUAGAAUGUAGAGUGAAUCCUAUCAAUAUCAUGCUCGAUGUUCGUAGACUUAUUAGAUUAUUGGAAUUUUCUCUAGAAUGUUUACCAGACAUGUCCGUCAAACCUCCUGUGGAUAGUAUCAUACAACUUGGUAAACCUCUUAAUCCAACUGGUUCACUCAGCUCUAUGGCAUCCACAACUAAAAGUGCAGAAAAGUUGAAAGUUUCACCAUCCAGUAACUCUAUCAAUUCAUCAAAUUCUGAUUACAAUUCAGAUGAAGAAAGUGGAGGAGAUGAGAAGAGCUUCUCCUUCCUUGUGGAAAUUAGAAGUCCAAAAAUUUUUAUUCCUUCAAAUUACUCACCAGAUCUAAUGACCGAUGUGAAUGAAAUUGUUUGUAUUGAUAAUAGAGAAUUGAUCAUCACUAGUGAUCCUAGAAUUAGAAAACAAUCGGAAUGGGGAAAGAAGGAUAAGGAUUCACUCUUUGCUCCAAAAUCAAUUGAUACAUUCCCAUCAAGUGGUUCAGAUUACAGUUCGUUACAUUCUUCUCUAUGGGAAGUUUUGCCAAACAAGUUCAAGGUCAAAAUAUCCGACUUUUUGAUUCAAAUCAUGCCUUCCAUUCACUCACCACCACAGAGAAUUAUGGAACCUCUUUCCUUGACUUUUGAUUUGGGUAUCAAUGAUGAAACCUUGUCAGAUUACCAUGCCAAGUUACCAAAAAUUGUACUUCUUACCUUUAUUGAAAAUUUGAAUUUCCACAUGAACCAAUCUCAAGUGAUUUUAUUGUUGGAAUUCAUACGUACAUUUGUUGAUGAUCCUCCAAUGAUCAAGUCCUUCCUAAUUCAAAGUACCAAAUCAUUCCAUGACCAUAAUAUUGAUCUUUUCAAAAAACCAAAUCAACCUCAACCUAUUAUUGAAGCUCCAAAGGAAGAUAUUCGUCUCAUCCCUCUCAUGUUCAUGUCCAAGAUUGCCAAGCUUGAAGUUUCAAUUACUGCUUCAUCUGCCACCUCAAUGGAGGCAUUCUUCUCCUCACAGUAUGACCCUUCUUUGGAUGCAAAAUUAUUGACUAUGGUUUUGAGUGGAGCUGAGGUUUUAGUAGAAACCAACAAUACUACAAAGGUUAGCAACUUUUUAACGGUGAAGAGUAAGAUUGCUCACUUUGAAAUAACUUCUCCACAAAAUGGUGAAAAUCCUUCUUCGAUCAUGGUAAGCCAUAUGCAUUCGAGCAUUUCACAAAAGUCUCCAUAUGUAUUCCCAAUGUAUGAUAAAACCAAAUCUCCUGGUCACAUGAUAGUUUUCAGAUAUGAACAUCCAAUGGAUUUGAAUGCUGAUACUAAAAAGUCACCAGCAACUCCUAGUGACCAACCACAGAUGGAACCUCACAGAAAUUCAAAUUUUUUGAGAAAUCCAAGACUUAUUUUGAAAGCAAACGGACUUCACAUUGGUUUAAAUACUGACACUGCAUACCAUGUUCUUCAUUUCUUAAAUUCCAGAGAAAAUGCAUUUGAUGUAUCACCUAUGGAAAUUAUGAAUAGAACAGUGAAGAGAACAUACAGUAAGAUUCGUGAAAAGUACUUGCCUGAAAAGAAGAAGGCUCAAGAGGAAGAAGAGGAAUUGGUUUCACAAUUGCCUACUGACUUUUUGGAGAGCGAAACAGGAAUUACUUCACCAAAGGUUGAAGAGUCUCUUUCACCAAAAGACUCAGUUGAAGUUUUAGAGGAAAACCAAGAAGAACAAACACAGCAACAACAAGAAUCUUCUUUACCACAAGUAGCUGGACAGGAAGCAGAGUCGAAAUCGGCUGCUACUUCACCUUCAGAAAAGGAUGAAGAGGAUGAAGAACCAUUGACUGAUGAAGAAAUGAAUACCGAAGAAGGUGAUGACUCAUUUGAGAUUAUUACUUCAGAAUCGGCCUUCGAUACUCCAAAGGAAACACCAACUCUAACAUUGACAAUGAAAGAAAUUGACUCAUUUGUUUCUGUGGAAGUUGAUUCGUCAGAGAAAAAGCCAGAACCUAUUUCCAUAGCAACAGGCAUUUCCACACCAACAAUUCGUACCAUAGAACCUGCCAAAAUUGAGAGAAAAACCAAAGAAAGUACUGCUGAAAUUAUUCCAGUCAUUAAGGAAGAAAUCAUUCCAACCAUCAAGACUGAAUUAAUUCCAGUCAUCAAGACUGUUGCUAAAAAGAUCAAAGAUACAAAGAAGAAACCACAAGUUGUUAAAGAACAAUCAGAGGAACAAGAACUUACGGAGGAGGAAGAGGACAAGAAGACAGUUCAAGAAUUCUUGGCCACCACUCACCAAACUUUCUAUCCAAUGUUGUUCGACAUUUCUCUUGAGGAGGUUGAAGUUUAUGUCAUCGGAAAAGGUCAAGGACCAAAUGCUGUUGGUGUGGAAAUCAAGACAUUGGGGGUCACUCACUUGCCAACAAGAAGUAUCAUGGAGGGUGCUACCCUACCAAUGUUUGAUAGUCUCUACCGUAUUGAACAUUUGGACAGAAUAUCAAAACAACCUGUUCAAAGCUUUAGUAAUAGAUCUCAUGAAUAUGAACUCAAGCUCUAUGGUACUGGUACAAAUGUUCACUGUUUGAUUAAGACUGGUGUUCCUUUCAAGUCAUUGGAUGAUAUUAACAGUGCUCCAAAGACUUCAACAUUUGACAAUUUGGAAGUUGUUCCACUCACCUCGGCACCAGUUGAUUGGAUGAUUGGACUUAUCAAUGAUUAUACCAAGCCAUUGAGUAAGAGAGGUAUUUGGUUCCAAGCUAUGGAUCCUUCCCUUGGACAUUCAGAGAACUCUUUGCGUAUUGAAAUCAAACCAGAGAUGGUUUAUGUAAUUUCCAAGCUCUUGAGAAGCCAAUUCAAGGAUAUCAAACAAUGGGCAGAUAUGUUACAAGGUUAUUUUGCCAUGUUUGCUGAUAAGAAGACUCUCUUGAUUAUCAAAAAAUUCCAAAAUUUGGGAGAUUUAAUAGCAGAAUCACAAAGAUCCUUCACAAAGACUCUUAUUGAACAUUAUAGUUUGACAAGACUUUUCAAUAAUAUGCACUCUGAACUCAAUGAUAAGACAGAAGCUUUGAAUGAAGCCAUCAAGAGUAAGAUUCACCUUACAGAAGUAUUGGCCGAUAUGCAAAACCAACAAUCAUCUAUCAAGACUCCUUCUAAACAACCCCAAGCUGUUACCAACACACCAAAAGUUGAUGACAAUAAGAAGAAUAUUCUUAUUGAAGGACCUUGUAAAGUACUCACUCACAGUUCAAAUACUUUCAAGAGAAUUCACUGUGUCUUGUUAGAUACUUGUGAAAUUUUGUGUCUCACUCAAAAACUUCCACCUCAAAGCUUUGUAAAGGAUUCUACAAAUGCCAUUGAUAAGUACUUGUUCUAUCAUAUGGCUUUGUCUGAUACAACAGAGUAUAUCAAGACACAAGUACCAAUUGAAGAAAAUCAACCAAUGCCAAAGGAAGUUUUGGCCAUCAUUAAUGGUAAUGAAAAGAGACUUUUCAUCUAUCCAGAAACUCCUAACCAACUUGCAGACUGGAUUAGAUUAAGUGCUAGAGUAAUUGAAGAACUCCGUAUCAAAAAUAUGCGUAUUGACAUGAGUGUUCAAACAGAUAUUGGCAGAGAUUUCUUUGAAACAAGGAAGCAAGAAGUUGAUGAUAAGAAGAAUGAAGAAAUUGUUAAUAGAGUUUUAACAGAUGAAAGUAUUGAACAUCAAAAUCGUGAGUUGAGAGGCAUGCAAAAGCAAUUCGAAAUUAUCAAGAAUUCUCUUCGUGUUGCUGCUGAAGAAGAAUUUUCUCUCAGAGUUGAAUUCAGUCAACUCCAUGAAUAUAUCCAAUCUUUUAGAAAGGAGCAGGAAAACCGUGAGCAAAGUAUCUCCACUUACCUUACUCAGGAGAGUGAAACACGUAAAUUGCUGAACCAACAAAAGCACUUGACCAAACAAUUACAAUCUGAAUGUGAUCUCAGAGAUAGAAAGAUUACCGAUUUGGACUUUAAACUAAAGGAAGAAAAGAAAAAGUUCAAGAAGGCUCAAGAGGAAACAAAUGCUCUUCAUAGAACUCUUCGUGAACAUAUCAUUCAAUUACAACAAGAUUUACAAAAGACUCAAAUCGACAAGGGAAAGGUUGAGAAGGAGUAUAAUGUACUUGUAAAGAGACAAAUUCAACAAACUGAGAGAGCUCUCAAAAUGGAAAAGAAGGGUGAAUCAGCUCAAAUCGUCAGAGGUGAAAUUAAUGACCAACAAUUAGUCAAUGCAGAAUUGAAGAAUAUCAUUUCUGAUUUGUAUGUGCAGUUGGCGGAGUUAAAACAACAAAACCAAAACCUUCAAAUGCAAAAUUUGGAGUUGCAAACCAAACUAUUGCAAGACAAACUUACCGAACCUCAAGAUGAAGUUUCUCCUGCUCAAACAGGUGAAAUCAAACUUGAAACAGUGUUGAGCUUUUCUGGUAAAGACAAACUCCUAGCCAAUAAUAAUGGAGCUAGUUCUCCUACUGAUGACCAUGAUAGAAAACCAUUGCCAACCAUCCCACAAAAGAAUCUCCCAACACUUCCAGUUUUACCACCAAACCAACGACCAACCACAGGUCAACCAAACAAUGGAUUAUCUACACCAUCACUCAGAGAAAGAGGUGCUACCAUUGCAGGAAAAUUGACAAACACUGCUGGUAGACUUCGUUCAUCUUUCAUUGGAAAACUUUCAGACUUGAAUACCCCUAACAAUCCUUCCAAUAAUAAAUAACUUGUAAGAGAGUG
Messenger RNA from Naegleria gruberi, 6578 nucleotides. RefSeq lists its product as uncharacterized. NCBI's taxonomy places the organism in Eukaryota, Heterolobosea, Eutetramitea, Acrasida, Naegleriidae. The record is from RefSeq and is a predicted model, not a curated record. Bases 1 to 6564 code for a protein of 2187 amino acids. The transcript has a single exon.